AUGUCCGACGCGGAGCAAUAUGAGCCGCCUGCCAAGAAAUCACGAGUGGAUGCAGCAGAGGAAGCGUUUAGAAAGGCGGAACAAGAUCUCGUCCGCAGCGCGAGCGAGAACCCCAACUCCAAUUUGGUGCCUGUCUUGCGACAGGUUGUAGACAGAGCAUGGGAGACCCUGCAAUAUGAGCGAGAACAGGCAAAGCAGUCCGAGGUUCUCACAGCAGACAAGGCAUGUCAGCAGAUUGUGCAAGGCAUCGCAGAGGGCAAGAUUUCUUCGCCAAAACCAUCAGAAACCCCAAAGAUUGUCGAAGACCCCCGCACGAAUGCAAUCGAAAUCAUGCAGAACUACAUCCGCGAUUCCAUCGAGGGCAAGAACAGAUAUGGGACCCACUCCAAGUUCCCGAUCCUCGGCACGUCGGGCAUGAAAGGCAUCGGCAAAACGACGAUGCUCGAAUAUGGACUCACCAAGGUGUUGCCAGACCUGAAGAUGUCGGCGAAGGGCGCAUACCUCACCUUCAAUGGUGGAGCUGGCAGGAGUGCAAACGUGUUUUGGGAAUCGCAGAAUCAGCAAGACACUGUUCUUCGUAGCAUUGGGCAUGUUCUCAUGGCAAACCUGAAGGUGGAAGCCCAGCAGUAUUCCCUUCUGGGCUUUGAGCAAUGCCUGAACCUCUUUCGCAAGGCACUCGGCAUGUCUGAGGAGGAGUCGUUGGUGCUCUUCAUCGACGAGAUCGGCGAGUUGAAGCAGAAGGCUGACGAUGUUUUGAGAGCCUUGAUGACUGAAGCAGAUGAUCGUGGAGGCAAGUUGGUUUUCGUCUUUGCCCACAUCAGUCAGCAGUUUUUGGACCACGCGGCAACUGGAAGCGGUCGGAAAGUCAUUUCAUUGCCGCUCGAGGCUUUGCCCAUCGACACUUGGAAGCAGAAGAAGGACUGGAAGGAGGCGGCUCGAGAGCAUGCAGGCAUUCACCAACUCCUUCUUCAAUGCUGUGGUCAUCCAAGGUCAUUGUAUGACGGUCUCAAUGACGCGAAGAAUCAGAACUCCAAGUUGCUCUCCAAUCCGACAGAAGAAGCACUGAUUAAAGCACGGGGGCACAUCAUCACUGAGUGCAAGUUCAACUCUGAAAGCCGUGAGCGUUUGAACAAAGACAUUCCACGGUGGUUCAGCCUGCUUGAAGACUCAGACUUGAUGGCUCGACUUGCUCGCGAUGGUCUUUUAUUGAAGUUGCCACACGCAGAUGCACAGUUCUUCCCCCCACUGAUUUUGCAGGACUGGGCUGAAAAGAGUUGCAGGACUCCGCUGGGAUUCCAUCUGCAACAGGCUUACGCCGCUGACGCAGUGCUUGGUCUAGACGCCGAGAAGAAGAUGGAGCCAUUGAUGUAUCACUACGAAGCCGUGUUGAGGAAG
Molecule: messenger RNA, 1395 nt
Organism: Symbiodinium necroappetens
Lineage: Eukaryota; Dinophyceae; Suessiales; Symbiodiniaceae
Source: the annotation of a GenBank genome assembly